Aureococcus anophagefferens is the source of this 732-nucleotide messenger RNA. RefSeq lists its product as hypothetical. The record is from RefSeq and is a predicted model, not a curated record. The transcript has 2 exons. The coding region runs from base 1 to 732 and encodes 243 amino acids. Gene Ontology annotation, cellular component: plasma membrane. Lineage: Eukaryota; Pelagophyceae; Pelagomonadales; Pelagomonadaceae.
AUGGCGGCGUGCCAUCGCACCCUGCGCGGCACGGCGCUGUGGGACUCCAUCCACGCGGCGGACCACGCCUUCGAGGUCGGAGCGAACUACGUGGGCGACGCGUCCUUCGGCGUCACGGGCACCGUCGCCGCGGGCGCCGCGGGCCUCGACGCCUUCGGCUGCGUCGUCGUCGGCUUCAUCACGGCGCUCGGCGGCGGGACCUGCCGCGACGUUUUGCUGGGCCGGUUGCCCAUCUUCUGGCUCGUGGCCUGGGACGAGGCGCUGCUCUGCGUCGCCGUCUGCGCGGCGACCUUCUUCGCCUGGCCGCCCCUCGCGCGGCGCCGCGGGCUGAGCGUCGAGGGGGAGCUCCUGUUCUGGACGGACACGGUGGGCCUCGGCGUCUUCGCGGCGAACGGAGCGCUCGUCGGCGACGACAUGCAUCCGGCAGCGCCGCCGGGGCGCGAGCUCCACUUCGCCGCCUGCGCCGCUUGUGGACUCGUGACGGCGACGUUCGGCGGAUUGACGCGCGACGUGCUCCUGCGGCGGCCCGGGCGCAUCCUCUACGCCCACGCGGAGGUCUACGCGGCGCCCGCCUUCCUCGGCGGCCUCGCGACGACGGCGUGGCUGCGGCUCCACGGCCGCCGGCGGCGCGUCGAGGCCGUGCUCCUCGGCGUCUACGCGACCGUCCACUGCCGCGUCUUCGCCGCGGAGCGCGGCUGGCGGCUCCCCGCGUGGGCGACCGCCGCGCGCUAA